Molecule: messenger RNA, 963 nt
Organism: Oldenlandia corymbosa var. corymbosa
Lineage: Eukaryota; Viridiplantae; Streptophyta; Magnoliopsida; Gentianales; Rubiaceae
Source: the annotation of a GenBank genome assembly
AUGCUUUCUCUGCCUACACUGGCACCCAUCACCGUUCGUUGUCCUCCUUAUUACCACAAAAACCACAUUCAGCAUCAGAUCCAUUACGUCGAGCCGCCAAAGGAGAACAACAUCAUCAGUUGUCGAACAACCAUCUUCACUAAAAUUGAACUUCCUCUAAACAAGAAGAAAAUAAUUGCAGAAUUUUUCAAAUUCUGUGAAUUUGGCGGAUGGCAUCAUUCUGCUCGCCAUCGACGACAACAACCGCUGCCUCUUCAUCAACCUGCGCCGCCGCGUGGUGCUCUACAGGAUCAGCUUCAAACACCACGACGCCACCGCCAAAUUCAGCCCUUGCGGCAAGUUUAUCGCUGUAGCUAUUGGAGAACCUUGCGAGGUGUUCCACUGCGACUUGAGAGCAAGUCAUUUCUUGAGAAGAUGACUGUCAUUGAGCAUACCGUGACUUUUUUCUUGCCAAUAUGUGAAGCAAAAAAUGAAUACCUUUCUUCUAAUGCUCUGGUGCACCUUAUUAAGGAACUGUAUGGAAAUCAAAUUAAAGAGCUUUAUAAUAGUGUUCCUCAUCACACUUGGUUGAAUUUGUCAUUAAUGAUUACAAUUGAUGUGGCUUCUUUUCUACGUAAAGUGACUCUAAGUCUUAGAUAUGAUGAUCUUGUCUCUAUACUUCCAACAGCUAUUUGUGUGCUCACAUGGCUAAAGCAGAGUGAUUCUCUCACAACGACGAUGGUAAUGUGCAGGAGGAGUACUAAUAAGUUCAUUCCAGAACGGAUUUCUUAUGCAGAGGACGCAUUGGAAAUAAUGAGUUUACCAGAAGAUGAACCUGAUGUUUCUUGGGUCAAUUACUUUGUGAAAGAAGUUCCAUCUGAAAACGCUGGGCAACUAUUUAGCCUAGAGCAGAAGCGUAAUGGAGCGUUCAAUGACAUUAUGACAUCAUGGAUUGAUCAAUUGUAUAUAGAGCAGGAUAGAUAG